Musa acuminata AAA Group (dessert banana) is the source of this 1405-nucleotide messenger RNA. RefSeq lists its product as uncharacterized. Lineage: Eukaryota; Viridiplantae; Streptophyta; Magnoliopsida; Zingiberales; Musaceae. The coding region runs from base 432 to 1127 and encodes 231 amino acids. The record is from RefSeq and is a predicted model, not a curated record. The transcript is spliced from 4 exons.
AUUAGGUAUUAAUUAUUUCUGUGCAUUCUCGUUUUAGGACUGAAAACAUCCUACAUGUAAUGUAGGCUUCUCCUUGUUUCGCUUAAUAGAGAGUUUCUUCAAUUGAAUUGUAAGCACCAAUUGACAGAGAGAGGAGUCCAGGAUGAAUGAAUUCUAGCAGACAUGAAACGUAAAUGCGGUUGAUGUUCGGAUAAGGAGCUCAUGACAUUUAAUCAAACAGCUGCAAUCACUUUCACUUCAGAGCUUGGUGGUCACUUGAAUUAGCCCCUUUGUUUGAGAGAGUUCAUACCACUAGAUUGAGGCCUCCUAUGAUGGUUGAUCUAAAUGCACGAUUAGCUGAAGGGUUUAGCUGUGAGGGGAUAUGGAUCCGACCCGCAUGAGCUCCGGAUCCGGUAGUAUCUGAAACGUGACCAAACUAUGGGCAACACAGGAUGCUCGGUGGGCCCGGCAAGUCGAGGGAGGGAGCGAUGGGAUCUCACGACCUGGUCGUGAGGCGGUGGCCGGCGAUUGGGGUGUUGGUCUUGACGUUGUCCUGGUGUUCGAUCCCGACGGCGCGCGGGGAAGCGGCGGAUGGAGAAGGUGGGGAUGGUAGCGCCGCCGAAGGAGGAGUGAGGGGAUGCCGACUUCUGCUAAGCGUCCAAGAAGCCAAGGGGAACGCCUCCUUCCGUUGCUCUCCCUCUGGCCUCUGCCUCCCCUGCCAGUACUCCGAGAAGAAUGAUGACAAAUAUCGCUGCAGUGAAACUGCCUAUCGGGUGCCUUUGAAAUGUGUACAAAUAAAAGAUGGAACAGAGGAGGCAAGUAGGCUCAGAACCCGAAGAAGCCUCUUAUACCUUCAAGAACAUGCAUCAGGAGUGCAAAAAAGACUGCUUAUUACGAUAAGUAACUACAAAUGGAGAAAACUGUUGGCCGAAUCAUCAAAAUUGGAGAACGAGGAAGAAAACUAUAUUACUUAUAGGAGCUGUGUGCCAGUUGAUAGCAAUGAGAAGUUGUCUGUCCUUGGUUUUGAGGUGAUCAUGUUGGUGUUGUUGCUUAUAAGUGGGUCAGUUGUGUACUUGCGGCAAAAGCGUACUGCAUUCAUGUCAGGAGUUGCGCGGAUGAGGGUAUCCACAAGCUCCCCUAGGUUCUGAUACACCGACUAGAACAAGGAAUGAACAACAGUAUAUUCGUCCGAACAAGAGUAUGUUGUGACUUGAUUGGACCCUUUUGACAUUCCUUUUUGCACCCUUUUGAUUCAUCGGCGCUCAGGCCACUGUAUUUAUAUAUUAAGUUCACUAGCAAGCAAAGAGGCUUUCUUCGAUGCUUGCUGGUCACAUACAAUUUUCAGUUUGUAUUUCUCAAGAAACCUUUUUCGGUUGAGUUGUAGUUUUCUUUUUUAAAUGUCCAUAUAAUCAUUAUAUUUUUGUUA